UGCUGGGGCCUGGUAUGUACAGAUGGCUGGUUAGGAUUCUCGGCACCAUUUUCGGUUUCUGCAACCGUUCGGUGCCCCGUGCACGGGCCUUGUUGAAGAGGCGGCGCUCGAAAGAUUGCUUUAUUCACCAAGUGAAAAACAGUCUCUACAAUGCUGCAAGUUUAUUUGGAUUCCCAUUCCAGCUGACUACAAAGCCCAUGGUGACUUCUUGUAAUGGAACACGGAAUGUGGCCUCUUCAGGAGAGGUAUUUUCAAGCUCUUCAUCUUGUGAAGUGACAGGUUCUGGACCCUGGAACAACAUGCUGAAACUGGGUAAUAAAUCUCCAAAUGGAAUAAGUGACUAUCCAAAGAUCAGAGUGACAGUAACCUGAGAUCAGCCACGUAGAGUCCUACCUUCUUUUGGGUUUACAUUGAAAUCAGAAGGCUACAAUAGAAGACCGAGUGGUCGCCGCCAUAGCAGAGGCAAUCCAGAGAGUUCUUUAACAUGGAAACCUCAGGAGCACGGAGUUGUGGAAAUGAUUCAUGAUGAGAGUGGCAAGAGUGUGAGGCGUCCCCACUGUACUGUGGUAGAGGGUGUUCAAAAAGAGGAAAAAGAGAAAUACCAAAGGUUAUUGGAGCGACUUAAAGAAGGUGGUCAUGGAAACGCUUUCCCUCCUGUAGCUUCGCAUCAUCACAGAAGUCAAAUGGACACACUAAAGACCAAAGGCUGGAUGGAAGAACAGAAUCAUGGAGUCAGAACAAAUCAUUUUCUUCCAAAACAAUAUAGAGUUGUUGAAACAAGGGGACCUUUCUGUUCAAUGAGAAGUGAAAAGAGGUGUUCAAAGGGGAGACUUUCUGAUACAGAGAAGAUGGCUGGAUUCAGACUUGAAAAUGAAGGUAGAUGGGGACACCAGCGGGAGCCUGACCUGUCAGAAGAAGUGUCAGCUCGGCUUCGCCUGGGCAGUGGAAAUAAUGGCUUCUUCAGGAGGAAAGCAUCAAUUAUUGAGGCAAAGGAAAAGCAUUUCUCAGGCAAAGAGAAGGACAGAAGAACAGAUGAUCUUCUUGAACUUACAGAGGACAUGGAAAAGGAGAUCAAUAAUGCCCUGGGUCAUGGCCCCCCAGAUGAAAUCCUAAGCAGUGCUUUCAAAUUGCGAAUUACUCGAGGAGAUAUCCAGACCUUAAAGAACUGUCACUGGCUCAAUGAUGAGGUCAUUAAUUUUUAUAUGAAUCUUCUAGUGGAAAGAAAUAAGAAGCAAGGCUAUCCAGCACUUCAUGCAUUCAGUACUUUCUUCUAUCCUAAAUUAAAGUCUGGAGGUUACCAAGCAGUAAAAAGAUGGACCAAAGGGUUAAAUCUCUUUGAACAAGAACUUGUUCUGGUGCCUAUUCAUCUGAAAGUACACUGGAGCCUGGUGGUGAUGGACCUAAGAAAAAAGUGUCUUAAAUAUCUGGAUUCUAUGGGACAAAAAGGCCACAGGAUCUGUGAACUUCUUCUUCAGUAUUUACAAGAUGAAAGUAAGACCAAAAGGAAUAUUGAUCUGAAUCUCUUAGAGUGGACCCACUACAGCAUGAAGCCCCAUGAGAUUCCUCAACAGUUGAAUGGGAGUGAUCGUGGAAUGUUUACUUGUAAAUAUGCAGAUUAUAUUUCUAGGGACAAACCUAUCACUUUUACUCAGCACCAGAUGCCUCUCUUCCGGAAGAAGAUGGUGUGGGAAAUUCUUCAUCAGCAGUUGCUGUGACAGUGCCCCACCUGGUCCUUCUAGCUGCUGGUGGUUCUUUCAAGGGUGUUUCCAUAUACCUCAUGUAUUGUGGGUUAGAGUCCCCGCAUCGGUUCUGUUCUCUCAUAGGUACUGAGCUGUCAAAAGUGCAUGAAGGCCUCUUUCUGCACCAUAGUCCUGACUUGAGGUGUGGAGAGGCUGCUUACAACCUUCUUUGUAAGGCUGUGCCUGCUCGGAGCCCUGAACUGUUCAACCCACUCAAGAACAAACGCUAAUAUUUUUUUGUUUAAAGAUUAUUUCCAUAUGAAUGUGGGAAAUGCAGGAUUUAUUCUAUGAAUUAUAUUGUUUUCUG
This is a messenger RNA of Jaculus jaculus (lesser Egyptian jerboa), 2046 nucleotides long. Its product is annotated as sentrin-specific protease 2-like. Gene Ontology annotation, biological process: protein desumoylation. Gene Ontology annotation, cellular component: nucleus. Gene Ontology annotation, molecular function: deSUMOylase activity. NCBI's taxonomy places the organism in Eukaryota, Metazoa, Chordata, Mammalia, Rodentia, Dipodidae. The record is from RefSeq and is a predicted model, not a curated record.